AGCAACUGCCACGCGUGCCGAUACAAACUCGGACCGAACACCGUCCACGCGUGCUCCAUCCCGAGGCGGAAAGAAGCAGAUCUGCUAGCUGAACUGCAACGCCGCCAGGAGGAACACGCGGCAGCUGACACCACCGGCCAUCAGAGCCGCCCACGAACCAGGAACGUCGCCGAGCUGCCGACCUCCCACACAGCCUCAACAUCACCACAACACACUGGUGAAUCUCAAACAUGCACCGCCGACGGCGCGGCGCAAAUACACCAGCCCUCUGAGCCCCCUGUAAACAACUGCCAGUCAGGCGCGUCCACCAUGUCGAACCCUGAUAGCCCCGCCGAGGCCGGCCCGAACAGCCCUCCCGCCGCCGAAAAUGCCACCGAAAUUUCCACCCACGACGCCAUGCCGCCCCACCCAGAAAACGCCCUGCCGGAAACUGAAAAAUCAACCGACGAAGGCUGGCAACUCGCCACCAAGAUCUUCCGCCCCAGGAGA
This is a messenger RNA of Gryllus bimaculatus (two-spotted cricket), 489 nucleotides long. The record is from the annotation of a GenBank genome assembly. NCBI's taxonomy places the organism in Eukaryota, Metazoa, Arthropoda, Insecta, Orthoptera, Gryllidae.